UUGGACAUUCUAGAAUAAUGGCGGUUUUUGUCAAAAUUUGAACGACCUCUCGACGUUCUGAUCAUUUAGAUCUAACAAUAAAAGGAUUGUUUAUUCCUGCGUCAAAAAUUAAACAGUGUUCGACUAUUUGAGCCGUAUUCUUUUCUUAAAGUCCGUUAAUUAGUUUUUGAAGAGGAUCAGAUUGUGCAAAACAAUCUAUUUUGCACAAAAUGUUGAACCACCUUCCAUUUUGUUUUUUGAAAAGAAAAAGAAGCGAGACGGACGAUAAGGCGGAAGGUUCGAAAAAUGCAUCAAAGCAGGAAAUAGUACCAUACAAGCCAUCGGCUAAACUUACCGAGAAAAAGGAAGGUCUUUUAGUCAGAGCAUUUCGUCGAAUCAAAAGACGUCUUGUGGGUGAUUGCCCUCCGAGUGUUGCUGCAAUAUGCUUGUAUAAGACUCCAGGAAAUGGGAGGAAGCAAUGUAGAUAUAAGAUGACACCUCAGCUCACUGAAAAACAAUCAUUUGAUAGCUUGUUGCCCAGAUCGUAUGUGCUGAAUGCAUUUGUGGAUGUUCGAGAGUCAAGGAACUUUGAAUUUAAGACAGGUGGAGGAUCCUAUCCUGUUAGUGUACUACCAGAGCAUAUCAGGAAGUACGGUAGUGCCUUCCUAAAUUGUGAUGGAGGCAUUUUGAUUGCUGGAGUUUUAGAUAAUGGUCAAAUUAGAGGAUAUAUUGUGAUGGCUAUAUGGAAGAUAGAAUAUUAGAUAUAGUUUACAAUGAACUAGCUGAAUUUUACCCCCCUGUGCCCAGGAGUAUGUACAGCAUCAAAUUCCUUCCUGUUUACAAUAAACAUUCAAGGCGCUAUCUUCGUGAUUAUCGAAUAGUAGAAAUCAUCUUUAAAGCAGGCGAUCCUCUUGCACUAUAUGAAUGUGGUGAACACAAGGUGUUUUUGAAGCGAGAAGGCAGUGUCGAAGGUCCUUUGUCUCCACUGCAGAUAAAGGAUCUUGUUUUGAGGAAAUACCGCAUGG
Xenia sp. Carnegie-2017 is the source of this 1004-nucleotide messenger RNA. RefSeq lists its product as uncharacterized. The record is from RefSeq and is a predicted model, not a curated record. Lineage: Eukaryota; Metazoa; Cnidaria; Anthozoa; Malacalcyonacea; Xeniidae. Bases 210 to 740 code for a protein of 176 amino acids. The transcript has 7 exons.